Messenger RNA from Metopolophium dirhodum (rose-grain aphid), 971 nucleotides. RefSeq names its product thyrostimulin alpha-2 subunit (gene Gpa2). Gene Ontology annotation, molecular function: hormone receptor binding. Gene Ontology annotation, biological process: cell surface receptor signaling pathway. The record is from RefSeq and is a predicted model, not a curated record. Lineage: Eukaryota; Metazoa; Arthropoda; Insecta; Hemiptera; Aphididae. The transcript is spliced from 4 exons. Bases 150 to 557 code for a protein of 135 amino acids.
UGCCGUGUUCAGCGCGGGGGGAACGCCAGUCAGUGUGUCGCUGGUACAGUCGUCGUCAUCGUCGUCGUCGUCUACAAGCACGUGCCACUCGCUUAUUAAUCGAAUUCGUCGGUCGGUAAGUGGUCGCCGGGCACGAGAGAUCGAGUCUGAUGUCUAACUUCGGCGAUAUGGACAAGUUUCGGUGGUGGAAAAGCGCAGCGAUGAUCUUGAUAUUCAUCUUGGCGGUCCUGCCGUCUCCGUUGGCGACUGGUUCUAAUACUUGGCAGAAACCAGGUUGCCACAAAGUAGGUCACACGAGGAAGAUCAGCAUACCCAACUGCGUGGAAUUUCCCAUCACGACCAACGCGUGCAGAGGGUAUUGCGAAUCAUGGGCGGUGCCGUCACCGGCGGACACGGUAAUGAUCAACCCGCACCAGCGUAUCACGUCCGUUGGCCAGUGCUGCAACAUCAUGGAUACUGAGAACGUCGAAGUCAACGUCCGUUGUCUGGAGGGCGUGAGAAAACUGGUGUUCAAAUCUGCAUUGAGCUGUUCAUGUUACCACUGCAAGAAGGAGUGAUUUUUAUUUUCUCGUUGAGCAUUUCACCACACCACGGAGACACAGAAUAUUUUUUAUUAGAAUUUUUAAACAUCAACAAAUGCCUUUAUUACUAUAUAACACGAGUACUCUAUAGUUACCUUAAUCGUAAUUUAUAACUCAUAAUAAUUAUUGAUUAAUACCAUUAAUGCUGUACCUAUAAUAACACUAUAAAUAUACUUCGUUUAUAUACAGUUCGACACUCGAUGUCGAGUCCGAAUAUCAUAAUUCUACCCUAUAGGUAUUAUAUAGUUAAAUGCACAUUGUAGAUCUGGAUUAUUAGUUUUACUACCUAUAAUUACGGUUCAUAAUAUUAUAAAUAAAAUUAUGAUUAGAAGUGUUUGAAUGAUAACGGUUCUUUUUUUUGUUUAAUAAAUUAAAAAACUUAAACCGAAA